AUGAGCUCUGAGCGCAUAUUUACUUCCUAUGCGCGCGACCCCCGCUUGAACAGACCGCCUCCUUUAGGAACAACCUCGCUAGACACGCCAUCGCGGAAGGUUUUUACAUCUCCCAGUGCUUCAAGGCAAUAUGAGCCUCGAGCUGAUGCCUCUGGCGAUCAAUUCGUGCAACGGCUUUCCGAUUUGAUACAAGCCGCCGUAAAGACCGCUAGUCUCACCUCAGAGAAGGAAACUAUACAGAAGAAGCAAAGCACCACUGAAGGUCUUCUGAAAAGAGCGAAAGCUCAGUCAAGUUUCCCUUCUACUACUGCUUUCUUUCAGCAAACAUGGAACGACGAAGGCGGUCAUCUGGCUCGUAUAGAUGGCGCACUGAAGGAGCACUUGUCGCGCUACGACCAACUGGAGAAAGCACUGAAAGCGAACUGGGCGUCUUCUCUAAUCCCAGGACCUAGUCUUGUGGAGAAGUAUGACCAGCUCAAAGAAGAGAUCGAAACAACCAAGCAAGAUGCUAAGCGUUCGAAAGAUGAGGCCUUUAGUCUUCGAGAUCAAAACCGCUCUCUAGAGGACACACUCAAGAGCCUCCAAGCGAGAAUGACUAUGCUAGAGAAAUCGCUCGAAAACCACGGAGCGUCCCUCAAAAAGCAGACCAAAGACCACUCGUCUCUCCUUGAAGAAAUCUCGUUGGAAUUCGAGAAGCGCUUGGAAAGCACUUCGACGAAAUUGGAAGAAGGCAUAUCGACAAAGUUUCGAGUAGAAGUGGGUGAAUGGCAGAAGCAAAGAACAGCUUUGGGUACAGAACUGGAGUCCCUGCGGACAUGCCAGGAAAGUUUCUCGGCUGCUAUCAGCAAAGUUGACCAAACGACCAAGGAGCAGCAACAGAAAAUAUCUGAUAUUGAGUCGCUGGGCCAAAGGUUAGACAUUCUUGAUACCCGUCUUGGCUCUGUUGAAUCUACGAAGACGGCACCUCCAGCAUCCACGGCGACGAAUGAGCCAAACGUAGAGAAAGUUUCUACAUCCUACUUUCAAUCUAAAGUUGAGAGCCUCGAAAGCAUACUUAAUCAAUUGCAAGGUUUGCAGGAGAUGAAGGAUGACUUGCACUUUUCAGAAGUGGAAGAUCUGAAAAAGUCACUAGUGCAAGCGUCUGAAGAAUUAGUGGGCGUGAAGAACGAUUGCAACAUGCUAUCAGACGAGGUGAAGACCUUGCGUGAAUCAAAUCCAGCCACUGCCCUACAACAAGUUGCCAAUUUAUCAGGUUCAUUGCAAAAUACACAGCAGUUGGUGGAGACUGUUAGGGUGGGCUUACAUUCACUGGAAACCAGAUAUAACUCUCUCACUACAGAGCCGUUGGCGAGAAACAUGGUCGUUGCGUUGCAAGAGAUGUACCCCUCUGCUAGUCAAUUAUUGGAGCAAUAUUCUGGGUUAAAAACGGCUGUUGAUAACCUCUGUCAAAGCCAAAACUCUAUCGUCAGGCAGACCCAGCAGGAAGCAGCUCUGCGCCUUGAUGAGCUAAACAAGCUGAAAAACGACCAUGCCAGUCUCUCACAAUCUCUUGCCCCUCUUUGGGAGCGAUACGAGCAGCAAAGAACGCAAGGUCAGCCACCAAGCCAUGAUGAUAUUCGCAAACUACAAGUUGAUCUCCACACUUUAUUUACAAAGUUUGAAGAGUCCACAUCCAGAUAUGACUCCCAAUUCAGGUCGCGGAGGCUGUCUGAUGACCGUUUCAUGGAAGGUUUACGUGACGAGCGGAAUAAGUUCGAUAGCCGUCUGAGCCAAGUGGCUAGCAGUCUGGAGGGGUUGGCCAAUGAUGUUGAAGCAGUGAGGUCUGUCAAUGCCAGCAGCCUUGCAAAAGUUGAAAUGCAUGCUAGUGACAUUAAGUCAUUGCAAGAUGACCUUCAUGAACUCAAAAAUGCCACAUCCGAUCGACACCAAGCAUUUCUUGAUCAACUCGGCGAAAUCACGAAAGUGCUCAGUGCACAUGAUACUAACAUUUCGUCGCUGCUUGACGGGGUCGGUGAACUUGAGCGGUCAGAAAAGCUUCGACAUAAAGAGCUGCAUGAACAGUUAGAUGGGCUUAAGAAAGCUGUGGAAGCAAAGGAGUUCCGCCCUCGAGCAGUGUCCCCAAUUAUCGUCGAGGAUCAGGCUCCAAACCCUACAGAUGAUAGUCUUGCUGAUACAGAAGAGGCGGCAAGAAUUCUGAAUGUGGCUGAAACUAACCCUACGCUCGCAUUGCGGGAAAAGAAGAAGAAGAAGAAGAGACCACGACCUUCGGGUUUGUCUGAGGAUGAAAAAACUCCAAUAAUGGCUCGACAGGAAUCUCCCAGAUCGCUCUCGUCCGGAGCAUCUCCGUUUGAACAAGGUGAACCCACCGAGAACAAACGACCGAAGAAGAAGAAGAAACGCAAAAUGUUAUCAACUGAACCGAUACCACUCGACUAA
Messenger RNA from Aspergillus bombycis, 2436 nucleotides. RefSeq lists its product as uncharacterized. The coding region runs from base 1 to 2436 and encodes 811 amino acids. The transcript has a single exon. The record is from RefSeq and is a predicted model, not a curated record. Lineage: Eukaryota; Fungi; Ascomycota; Eurotiomycetes; Eurotiales; Aspergillaceae.